Penaeus monodon (black tiger shrimp) is the source of this 1513-nucleotide messenger RNA. Its product is annotated as heparan sulfate 2-O-sulfotransferase pipe-like. Lineage: Eukaryota; Metazoa; Arthropoda; Malacostraca; Decapoda; Penaeidae. Gene Ontology annotation, molecular function: sulfotransferase activity. The record is from RefSeq and is a predicted model, not a curated record. Gene Ontology annotation, cellular component: membrane.
CAUUUAAAUAAACAAGUCGAGGUACCGAGACGCAUUUACACGUAGUCUCCUUUCAACUGUGAAGGUGUCUCCUUAACGUCGGGAUUUUUAGUUCUUAUAUCGUGCAGAUGAAGAUGGAAAAGAUGAGAUAUUUGUUCGUCCUUUUGACCGUGGGAGUGGCAAUCCUCUGCUUCUUCCCCCUCGUAUUAACCUUUAUCAUAAGGGACAAGAUCGACUGCUUCCCCUUUGUUCGAGACAUGGUUCGACUCUCCAUGCCGAACCCCGAAGAGUCCGCUAUGCUCCCCCAGUCUAAGACUCAGGACCCUGCCACGCUCCUUCAGUCCAGACCUCAGGACCCUGCCACGUUACCCCAAUUUAAGCCUGAAGAACCUGCAAUGCUACCCCCAUCCGCGCCUCAGGACCCUGCCAUGCCCUUCCAAUCGAAGCAUCAAGACCCUGCCACGCUUCUCCAUUCCGCGCCUCAGGACCCUGCCAUGCCCUUCCAAUCCGCAUCUCAGGACCCUGCCACGUUAUCCCAACCCAAGCCUGAGAAACUUGCAGUACUCCCCCCAUCCGCGUCCCAGGACCUUGCCAGGCUACCCCAACCCGCGCCUCAAGACCCUGCCAAGUAUCCACAGUCUACGUCUCAGAACCUAGCAACACCCUCAGUGCCUCGCGCGCCAUCUCUUAAUAAUACAGCAAGAUUUUUGAAACCGCAGAGCAAGUUUCUUGGCCAGCCAAUACAAGGAUACGAUAACAAUUUGCUAAUGAAGCCGGCAGAUCCCCAUGUCAUCAUCUACAACCGUGUUCCGAAGUGUGCGUCCGCUACAAUGCUGCGUAUAUGCCUCAGCUUAUCAAAGAGCAACAGCUUCUCCUUCAACAACAUGAGGGACUUGGGGAAGCACUCGAGCCGGGCCGAUAAGGUGAAGCUCGCCAAGUGGAUUUUCGGGCGCUCCUUCACCUCAAGACACUUUUUCUUUGAGCACAUGACUUACCUCAACUUCAGCAGAGUGGGUUUCUGGGAACCGACUUGGAUCAACGUGGUGCGGCAUCCGGUAAAGAGGUACAUUAGCCACUACUACUUCAAGGGACCCAAUCAGACCCUGGACGUCUGCAUAGGCACCGGCAGGUGUUACUUCAAGCACGGGAAGUACAGGAUCCCUUCGCAGAUCUCUUACUUCAUUGGAUACAACCCGAUUUCGAAGUUGAAGCUGAAUGCCCGAGCCUUACAAAUGGCCAAGCAUGUGGUCGAGAAAGUAUUCGUGGUUAUAGGAAUCCAGGAAGAGUUGGAUAACACGCUUCUGGUCUUCGAACAUCUUCUCCCUAAUUUCUUCGGAGGCGCUACGAAAAUAGAGUAUAAGAACUGGAACAUCCAAGCUUCGAAACCACCGACUUCGAACAAAACACUAGCGAUUCUCCAGCGCUUGUUGAAAGUCGACAUCGAAUUCUACGAUUAUUUAAAGCAACGAUUCCACAGGCAGCUGGAAGGAGUCAGAGAACAACUGAGGAAUAAUCAUUUGUAGUUUGUUUUUGU